Messenger RNA from Calidris pugnax (ruff), 14319 nucleotides. RefSeq names its product kinesin family member 26B (gene KIF26B). Gene Ontology annotation, molecular function: microtubule motor activity; microtubule binding; ATP binding. Gene Ontology annotation, biological process: microtubule-based movement. The transcript has 15 exons. The record is from RefSeq and is a predicted model, not a curated record. NCBI's taxonomy places the organism in Eukaryota, Metazoa, Chordata, Aves, Charadriiformes, Scolopacidae. Bases 1 to 6360 code for a protein of 2119 amino acids.
AUGAAUUCCGUGGCUGGAAAUAAGGACCGGAUUGCCGUCACGGCGCGGAGCAGAAAAUACGGGGUGACCGACCCCUGCUCCCCCACCAAGCCCGCCGCCCCCUUCUCCCCCGAGAGCUGGUACCGGAAGGCGUACGAGGAGUCCCGGGCAGGGAGCCGCCCGGCCCCGGAGGGAGCGGGCUCUGCCCUGGGCUCCUCCGGCACCCCGUCCCCCGGCUCCGGCACCUCUUCCCCGGGCUCCUUCACCGGCUCGCCGGGACCCGCCUCGCCCGGCAUCGGCACCAGCUCCCCCGGCUCUCUGGGCGGCUCGCCGGGCUUCGGCACCGGCUCUCCGGGCUCCGGCAGCGGCGGCGGCUCCUCGCCGGGCUCGGACCGCGGCGUGUGGUGCGAGCACUGCAGCGCCCGCCUGGCGGAGCUGAAGAGGCAGGCCAUGAAGCUCCUCAUCCCCGGGCCCGUCAGCAGCAAGGACCCAGGUUUCUCUUCGGUGAUUCACGACAAGCUCCAAGUUCCCAAUACCAUUCGUAAGGCAUGGAAUGAGAAGGACAAUAGAUGUGACGUUUGUGCCACGCACCUGAACCAGUUGAAGCAAGAGGCCAUUCAGAUGGUGCUGACCUUAGAGCAAGCUGACAACUCAGAACAUUAUGAUGCCUCACCAGGCUCUCCCCCACCUCUCUCCAAUAUCCCCACGUUAGUGAGUCCCCGGCACAUGGGCAGCCUGCAGCCCAGGGACUGGGCAUACAUGCCUGCUCCUUAUGCUACAUCAAAUUAUACAGGCUUUGUUGCCAACAAACACGUUGGCAAACCCAACAGUCUAGGAAUUGUCAACGGGGUGGAGAAGAAAAAUGGCUCUCCUGGACACCAAGCUAAGGUCAGUUUUCAAAUGGCCACUAGCCCCAGCAAUGGUAAUGUUCUCAACUCCGUAGCAAUCCAGGCUCAUCAGUACCUUGACGGCACCUGGUCUUUGUCAAGAACGAAUGGCGUCACUCUAUAUCCCUACCAAAUAUCGCAGCUUAUGACAGAGACUAAUCGAGAGGGCCUGACUGAAGCAGCAUUGAACCGCUACAACGCAGAUAAACCUUCCUUGUACAGCUUCCCUGCUUCCCAGAGCACAUACGUUGCCAGUGAAGUAUCCACAGGCACCUCGGUCGCAGCAUCAUUUUUUGCCAGAGCCGCUCAGAAAUUGAACCUGUCUUCCAAAAAGAAGAAACACAGGCCUUCUGCAUCAUCUGUUCCUGAAUCUCCUCUCUUCUCCACCAGCUUCAGCAGCAUCCUUCAGACUUCCCCACCCCCUGCACCGCCAUGUUUGUUAAGGGCAGUCAGCAAAGUGAAAGACACGCCUGGUCUGGGCAAGGUCAAAGUCAUGGUGCGCAUUUCUUCCACCCUUGCCAGAGACACGUCUGAGUCCAGCUCUUUCUUAAAAGUUGAUCCCCGUAAGAAGCAAAUCACGCUGUAUGACCCAUUGGCCUGUGGAGGUCAGAAUGCUUUCCAGAAAAGGGGCAACCAGGUUCCACCCAAGAUGUUUGCUUUUGAUGCAGUUUUCCCCCAAGAUGCAUCACAGGCUGAAGUAUGUGCUGGGACUGUGGCUGAGGUGAUCCAGUCUGUUGUCAAUGGGGCAGAUGGCUGUGUGUUCUGCUUUGGCCAUGCCAAGCUUGGGAAAUCGUACACCAUGAUUGGGAAAGAUGAUUCCAUGCAGAACCUUGGCAUAAUCCCUUGUGCCAUCUCCUGGCUCUUCAAGUUGAUUAAUGAACGCAAAGAGAAGACAGGAGCCCGCUUCUCUGUCCGAAUUUCUGCAGUGGAGGUGUGGGGGAAAGAAGAAAACCUGAGAGACCUGUUGUCAGAAGUGGCUACAGGCAGCCUGCAAGAUGGCCAGUCCCCGGGUGUCUACCUUUGUGAAGACCCCAUUUGUGGCAUGCAGCUUCAGAACCAGAGCGAGCUCCGCGCCCCGACGGCGGAGAAGGCCGCCUUCUUCCUCGAUGCUGCCAUCGCCUCACGCCGCAGCAGCCAGCGGGACUGUGACGAGGAGGAUCACCGCAACUCCCACAUGCUCUUCACUCUGCACAUCUACCAGUACCGCAUGGAGAAAAGCGGCAAGGGUGGAAUGUCUGGAGGUCGGAGCCGCUUGCACCUUAUCGACCUGGGUAGCUGUGUGAAAGUGCUCAGCAAAAACCGGGAGGGAAGCUCUGGCCUCUGUCUCUCAUUGUCCGCACUGGGGAACGUCAUCCUUGCCCUUGUCAAUGGAAGCAAGCACAUCCCAUACAAAGACAGCAAGCUCACCAUGUUGCUUCGGGAGUCCUUGGGGAAUAUGAACUGCCGCACCACGAUGAUAGCUCACAUUUCAGCUGCUGCGGGGAACUACGCUGAGACGCUGUCCACCAUCCAGAUUGCAUCAAGGGUCCUCAGGAUGAAGAAAAAGAAAACUAAGUACACAUCGAGUUCUUCUGGAGGAGAGAGCUCUUGUGAGGAGGGCAGGAUGCGGAGGCCAACCCAGCUGAGGCCUUUCCAUUCUAGAAACACUGUUGACCCAGACUUCCCUAUUUUGCAUUUAUCAAGUGAUCCUGAUUAUUCAUCCAGCAGUGAGCAGUCGUGUGACACAGUGAUUUACGUUGGCCCCAAUGGCACUGCCCUUUCUGAUAAGGAACUGACAGAUAAUGAGGGUCCCCCUGACUUUGUUCCCAUAGUUCCUGCUCUGCAAAAGACCAAAACCGAGAGCAGGUUGGAGGAAGUUAGUGAAUCAGGGCCCAGCACAUCUGAAAGAGACUGCCUGAAGUGCAACACCUUUGCAGAGCUCCAGGAGAGGCUGGAUUGCAUAGAUGGCAGUGAAGAGACAGACAAAUUUCCUUUUGAAGAGGUGCCUGCUCAAUUUAGCUCAGACCAGAUGUCUAAGUGUUCUGUCUCAAGCCAGCUGGCAGAGCUUAGCCACUUACCAGAGUCAGAUAAGGAAGAUACAAUGCCAGAAUGUCAGCAUCCUGAAAGAGAAGCCAAGGAAAAUAUAAAUGCAACACCCAGCAAAACUAAGAGAAAUCAUUCCCCUGUUCCUUCUGGAGCGCUUACUAAUGUUUCAACUCCGUCUUCUCCCAGGAGUGUAACAGGCAGCUCUAGUAAAGAGCUUAGCUCUUGUCAGUUAGCACAUAGCACCAGCUUGCAGAGCAGCAGAGAAGGUCUCAACAGCUGUGGAUUUGUGGAAGGCAAACCUCGACCGAUGGGUUCGCCCCGGCUUGGCAUUGCAAGCCUUUCAAAGACAUCUGAGUACAAGCCACCAACUUCUCCAUCCCAGAGGUGCAAGGUCUAUACACAGAAAGGAGUCCUGCCCAGCUCCACUCCUCCACCAGCUCCCCUGAGUAAGGAUACUGGGAUGAUGUCUAGUGAAUCUUUAUUGCAGCCAGAAAUCCGGACGCCACCUGUAGGCAUGAGCCCUCAGAUCAUGAAGAAAUCAGUGUCCUCCAGCAAUGGAGAUUUUGAAGAGACCAUUCUUGGUGAAGAUCAGCAACAAAGCAUUUCUCCAGAAUCCAAGAAGGAGAUUCUAAGCACCACCAUGGUGACUGUGCAGCAGCCGCUAGAGCUGAAUGGAGAGGAUGAGCUGGUGUUCACGCUUGUAGAAGAGCUAACCAUUAGUGGCGUCCUUGACAAUGGGCGCCCAACCAGUAUCAUCAGUUUUAACAGUGACUGCUCUGUUCAGGCUUUGGCCUCUGGGUCUAGGCCAGUCAGUAUUAUCAGCAGCAUAUCUGAAGAUCUUGAAUGUUACUCCAGUGCAGCUCCUGUGUCUGAAGUCAGCAUCACACAGUACCUUCCACUUCCAAAAUUGGGCCUGGAUGACAAAUCCCAGGAUGAUGGAAGCAGGCGCUCAUCCAUCAGCUCAUGGUUGAGUGAAAUGAGCACAGGGAGUGAUGGUGAACAGUCGUGUCACAGCUUCAUAGCCCAGGCAUGCUAUGGGCAUGGGGAAGCAAUGGCAGAACCCCCUGUCUCCGAGUUUGCGAGCACCAUACAAAGUGCCAGCAUGAUUUGUGUGAGUGACAAACAGAAGCCAGUGACUGACAACAUGCUUAUACUGUCAGAAAUGGGGGAGGAAGCUUUCGGCAAAGUGCCACCUAUCAAAGGCUGUAAAAUUUCAGCUCUAGGGAAAACUACUGUCACAAUUAAAAACACUGCAAGCCUCAGCAGCUGUGAAGGCUACAUCCCAAUGAAGACAAACAUUACCGUGUAUCCAUGUAUUGCCGUUAAUCCCUUCAAAGCACAAGACACUGAUGAUGCUGUACCAGCAGUAGCUGCAGACUCAAAGGUUGCUCAUCCCCAUGAUGGGAAAGAAUCCAGUGCUAAGAAGGAUAUAAAAUUUGAAGACCCUUGGCUGAAGAGAGAAGAUGAUGUACAAAAGGACAGCUCUGGGAGCAGUGAUGGGCCAAGGCCUGACACGGCCACAGUUUCAGCCAAGGCUGAGCACAGCACAAAGCAGUUCUCAGUGGACAGGUUUAGCAGCAGCAGCAGCGGGGACACCUCUAUCUCCCCAGGAUCUGACAGUCUAAAGAGGAUUGUGGAUGGGUGUGAGGUGGCAGCAUCCAGCUCUGCAACCCAAAGCCCUGUUCAUUCCAGUGACAGCUUGAAGAAUGGCAGCCUCCCUCGAGGGUUCCCAAAGGCAAGCAAGCCGGAGGAGCCUGACAGUCACCUCCACCCUACUGCCACUGACGCCAGUGGAGUCAGCUCUCCUGUCCUCCCCCAGUUUCCUAAGGCUAGCCUUGACAAGAAAAUGGCCUCUCCCAAACACUGUGUCCUCUCUCGUCCCAAAGGGACCCCUCCCCUGCCACCGGUGAGAAAGUCAAGCUUGGAUCAGAAGAACAGAGCCAGCCCGCAGCACAGUGCAGCCAGCAGCACCACGAGCAGUCCCUCCAGCCAGCCUGGCUCCUUCCUGGCCAGCUUCCCGGAGGAGCUGAAUGCCAAACAGAAGGGCCCUGGCAUCGACAGCAGUAGCAGCAACAGCAGCAGCAAGCUCUUCAGUGCCAAACUGGAGCAGCUCGCCAGCAGGACCAACUCCCUCGGGAGGUCCACGGGAAGCCACUAUGAGUGUUUGUCGCUGGAAAGAGCAGAAAGCCUGUCCUCUGUGAGCUCCAAAAUGAGCCCUGGCAAAGACACCACCAUGCCUAGGGCCGGAAGGAGCCUCAGCCGCAGUGUCAUGUCCUCACCCACCAACUCGGGCCUCUCCCAGUCCACAGGUGCCUCCCCAAAAGCCAGCCAGUCAAAGAUCUCUGCAGUCAGCAAGCUCCUGCUGGCGAGCCCCAAGGCCCGCAGCCUGUCUGCCUCUGCCACCAAAACGCUCAGCUUCUCGACCAAGUCUCUGCCUCAGUCCGUAGGGCAGAGCUCCAGUUUGCCUCCAAGUGGGAAGAACAUGUCCUGGUCAACACAGUCCCUCAGCAGAAACCGGGGCUCCAGCCUUGCUUCCAAAUUGCCCCUUCGGGCCGUCAAUGGGCGGAUUUCAGAGCUGCUCCAAGGGAGUGCCAGUGCCAGAGGCUUACAGGCACGGGGAAGCUCAGAGGCAGAGGAGCGCGGGAGCCUUCCCGGAGAUGAGAAGCCAACUGUUCACAUGCUGCCUUCACCUUACAGCAAGAUCACGCCUCCUCGGAAACCACACCGCUGCAGCAGCGGCCACGGGAGUGACAACAGCAGUGUCCUGAGUGGGGAGCUGCCCCCCGCCAUGGGGAAAACAGCCCUGUUCUACCACAGCGGGGGGAGCAGUGGCUACGAGAGCAUGAUGAGGGACAGCGAGGCGACAGGGAGUGCCUCUUCAGCACAAGACUCCAUGAGCGAGAACAGCAGCUCCACAAGCAGCAGGUGCCGAAGUCUCAAAAAUCCAAAGAAACGAUCAAAUGCAGGUUCACAGAGACGGAGGCUUAUUCCAGCUCUAUCACUUGAUACCACUUCUCCAGCAAGGAAGCCUGCCAACAGCCCUGGCAUCCGCUGGGUGGAUGGGCCCCUACGAAGUGGGCAGAGGGGGCUGGGGGAGCCCUUUGAGAUAAAAGUCUAUGAGAUAGAUGAUGUGGAGAGGCUCCAGCGGCGACGAGGUGGGGACAGCAAGGAGGUGAUAUGUUUCAAUGCCAAGCUGAAAAUCCUGGAACAUCGCCAGCAGAGAAUUGCUGAGGUCAAGGCCAAGUACGAAUGGUUAAUGAGAGAACUGGAGGUGACCAAGCAGUACCUGAUGCUGGAUCCUAAUAAAUGGCUCAGUGAAUUUGAUCUGGAGCAGGUAUUUGAGCUGGAUUCUCUGGAAUACCUGGAGGCCCUGGAAUGUGUGACUGAGCGUUUGGAAAACCGUGUCAACUUCUGCAAGGCCCAUCUCAUGAUGAUCACCUGCUUUGAUAUCACCUCUAGACGCCGAUAAAGUAUGAACCUCAAGAGAAUUUCAAUGCGCAUCUCUGCCAUCCUCCUUUUCCCUUCUGAAUAGCAUCCCAAAGACAACAGAAUGAGGAUGAAGGUUGGAGUCAAGUCUCAACUGUGUGUAUGAGAGAUUUGCUAUACUAGACAGAAGAGUAGUAUUAAAAAAAAAAACACCACAGGACGAGCGUGAAAAAUGGAGAUAUAAGGUUGUUGAUUCUCUUAGCCUAAAAGAGCACUUUGAGGACAUUAAGGACAUGUCUGUAAAUAAGAACUGCUGGCAGAAGACACUUCUUUCCCUGCAUUAGCUGAGGGAGGAGGAAAGGUGGCUGUAGGACUUCCAUUGAGAGGUUCAUUAAAAAAAAACUCUCCAGAAAAACUGUUUAAGUGCCUUGCAAAUCUUUAUUAUCCAAACAUUUAUGUUCAUAGUUUAUUGUGUACAGAUGGUGCUAGUCAAGAAAAGAAAAAGGAAAAAAACAAACACACUUUUGAAAUGUAUUUACAGCUUGUUUUUCUCUUGGUGUUUUCUCCUAUUUCAGACUUGCUGUUUCUAAGUAACUUGUGUUUGUAGAGAUAUUUCCUAAUCAGUACAACUUAUGAAUAAAUGUUAACUGUCUUUUCUUGUUACCAGAGUAAGGGCACUCAAAGAGAAAUUCAGCUUUCCCAGAUGACACAAAAAAUAUUUCUAGCAGUGAGUAAGGUUUGCUUAUAUAUUCUUCUCUACUAUCUUACGUGCUGGAGGACACAGUAACUUUCCCAGCCCAUAGGUUCUGCAAUGUAUGAGAGAGGAAAGGUGACAUUACAGUGACAUAAAUAUCUUUUCCAUUUGAUCCAACCCCCAUAACUUGUUUUCUUGUUCAUGUAUUUUUAGCUUCAUACUGGCUAGAGUUAUGGAUGAGAAGGCACUUUUAUCCUAACCCCUUUUUCUGGUGCUAAUAACUUUCUAGAAAAUUACUCUUUAGGCUGAGAGCUCCCAUGCUUAUCAGUCCAAAAAUGGGUGAUUUAUUCUGUCUUUCUUUCUUGAGACUAUGAUUGAUAAAAUUUAGCUUCACCUCUUUUUGACAUAUACCACUGCAAAACAUGUUUUGGCAGCUUUUGAUCCCUGGCCCAGUCUGUCUGUAGUCACAGACAUACCUGAGAAGUGCAGGCUCUGCUCAGCUCAGCAUGUUUGGAAAUAAAUGGGAGUCGUGAGUGAGUGGAUAUAGCACUUCAGGCGUGUUGAUUAUGGCAUUUUCCUUAUUUUCCUCCAGUAUUGAAGCCAUGGCAAAAUUCACAUUGACAUCAAAAGGACAAGGGUCUGUGCCUCAAUGCACAGACCAAAUAAAUGUUCUACUUGCUUGCGUUUAUCUACAAAGCAGUAUGUGAGAAGGAACAUCCUUUGUGUUAAAGAAAUGUGCAAAAUCUGUAUUUUAAUUACAUAUGAGCAUGAAUAAUUAUUUUGUUGAAUUAGAUUUCUUCUUCUAUAUUGAAAUAAGUACAUUCACAAAAAUUCCUCUCACAUACAGUUGUGCUACCCUCCUGUUGAUUAUGAGAAAAUAAGAGCAAUAUUUAACAUAUACUCAAUAUGCAUCAAUUUACUGCUGUACUUAAAUGCAACUCUUCUUUUACCUGCACCAUCAUAUUAAUUCCAUCUUACAGUAGCCCAAGCAGCAAGUCCCAAUGGAAAAAUAACCCUACAUAAAUGCUGACAGAUUUUCUAAUGGUUAGCUAAAAAAACGGUUGUUUUUUUUUUAAACAAAGCCAUAACAUUUAUGUUGUUUUUUUUUCUUUUAAUACUCUGCAACUUGUAAUAACAAAUCUUAUUCAUUUUAUUAGCCUUGUCACUGGAUUUUGUAAAAGAUCCUUCUUAACAUCCCGUAGGAUAAUUUGGAUGGAAAAAAGGUCCUGUAUGAAAGUCUCUUUCUAGUCUGUUCCACAGCAUUUUCUCAUCAUGAGACUCAUAUUCCAAGUAAGUAUUAAAGACAUAGGUCUGAUCUCUCUUCCCUUUUCUCUCAAAUCCCAGACAAUGCGAUUGUUUCUCUUUGUAAUGAUUUCAGUAGCACUUGUUACGUAUCAGUUCUUUCGAGGCUAUCUCUUCUCUGCAAAGCCCUAUGAAUUCAGUAUGACUCCACAGAGCCAUGGAAAUUGCCCCUGCAGUUUUGUGCUGGAUGAAAACCUAGUGCCGUUGGGAUAUGGAGUGCCUCUUUCUUUAUGGGCUGAGUCCCACCGAGCCCCAGGUACACACUGCCAGGUCACACACACACAGGAGAGAGACUUUCCCAGCCAUUCCCAUCUCUCACUCGCCUGCCUCCCCAGGCCUGUACUGCUCUCACCUGUGACACUGUGCUGAGCCCGUCUCCAGGCCAUACCCCCUCCUUCAAGGAAAAAACACCCCCCCACCCACGCUGUGAACAUGAAAUUAAAUGUUGCCUUCUUUAAGCUUGAGCAUUUCUGAAAAUAUGUUUGCUGGAAGGUGGUCAUUGGGUAAUUCUGACACAUUGUCCCUCCUCUGCUGAAAACAAGCAACUCAAAAUGAGUGUGUUGGGCUCCCUGGGAGCCUACGGUGAGAUGGUAAAUGGCAAGUGGCACAGUAAAAGUAAACACACGCUUGAUAGAAAGAAAGCAAAAUCCUAGCAAAUGGUGCAUGCACAGAAUGCAUUAUUAUCAAGAGAUGCCCUCUCACAUAGUCUGGGACUUGCAAAGAAGUGGUGAUGUUUCUAUAAAUCAAGUGGACACAUUUUAGAGCGACUGUAUAAUAUCUAUUACAUGUAAUAUUCUUCAGCAUCAUUAACUCAAUUAGUCAUUGUCUCUAGAUUUGGUAUUUCUGUAGAUUAGGAAACAUAGCAAAAAGUGUGUCUAUCUAGCCAUUAUUUUAAAAAGUGAGAGCGUAUGUUUGCCCUCUUUAUCACAAUGGACCAAAAUUGAUUCCUGAAGCCAAAUGGAUUAUGCCAAGGAUGAAUUUGGCAUACUGAAAAUACUAACCGAAGCAGAGUCAAAUAUUGCAAAUAUUUUAUUUCUGAGGUCUUAAUUAGAGUGGCCAUUGACACUCCCAUCAUAUAUUCAUAUCCUAAAAUCCAUACUCAUCUUCUCUUUUUUGACUUUCUGUCAGUGCAUUUCAGAGUUUGCCACUAUUUUGGGGAAUUGUGGUGGCUUAAUGCGUAAAAGGGAAUGAAAAUUUGUGGAGAUUUGACAUCUGCAAAAUGUUUUCUCAUUGAAAACCGCUUUUUACUUAAGAAUUUAUAUUUUUAUACUUCAAAUAUCUGCAAAACAGGUAAUUGAAAGCAUCAGGGCCUUAUUAUGAAAUUGAUCUUCGUUUAAGAUAGGUAGCACCUUAUAGAAGACCCGUGCACUUCUGCAGGUCAUCCAGGAGGUCUCAUUCUUUAAUCAAUUGCCAGUGAAAUGCUGUUUUUAUCCUGAUUUUUUGAAAGACAUCAAGUUGCCUAAAAUACACAUAAGCAACGUGAAUGGACAUCUUAAUCAUUUGCACAUUCAGAAAUCAGUCUUAUUUCCCUGGGACAGCUUUGGCAGGAAACAGCAAUUUAAAGGUAAUUAGGUUUGAAGGUUAAUUCUUUGUUCACAUGUGUGACAGGAGAUCCCAGUUCUCCAUUGUCAGGUUGUGUGACGGCUGCAGAAUAGCACCACUGCUGCUCAUCCCCACCUCUGCCCUCAGGCACGGGCAGCUGGGGCAGUUUGGGCCUCAUCCUGAGAACUGCUCAGCUUGGCACACAUAAACCUUAUUUAUACAAGGGACAGAACUUGCUUUAUAGCCACAAAUUUAAGUGAAACCUUAAACGGGAGAGUUUGGCUGCGAUCUGGAUUCAGACAUCCCACUGAUCAGUGUGAGCUCUUGCAGCGGGCAGAAAGCCAUGGGUCACACACCCACUGACUCCAGAUACUGGGUCACUUUGUAUCCUAGAGGGUGUGGAAGAGCCCUGAUUCCCAGUCCAUUUGUCAUAACGACACAUGUCUUUUCUCCUGCCGUGCAUGUCUUGUAUCUCCCUCAAGUUGUCAGUUGUCAAUUCACUUAGAUCUAAGCAAUCAGAAGUAUUUCACAGAAAGGCAAGGAAGCAAACUGAUUUCCAGGCUCUCCUUUCUUAGCUCUUCAGUGGGCAUAUUCUCAUCUUGCCUGUGCAGGCAUAAAGGAGCCACAAUUGUAUUAUAAAGUCUGGAGAGUUAUAGCAGAGUAAAUCCAGUUGCAUGGAAAAGGAAAUUUCAUCCACCUGCCAUUUCUGGGUAUUUAGUGUGCUGCUAGAUAUGUAGUCAAAGAGUAUGUUCCUCUUACCUAUUUGAUACCCCCUUAUUUUGCCUAAGGGCCAAGCACAGGCCUGUCACUGAACAUCUGCUGGCUGCCAUCCAGUCUUGGAAGACUCCCAACUGCCAUACAACGUAACUUCUGAAACUUGCAGCUACAUAGAAUGGUAACCAGUAAAGAGCAAUCGCAUGAUCCUCGGACACAAAGCAAGCUAAGUGAAAGCUGCAGAUGAUGUACAAAAGAGGAUGAAAGGUACACACUGGUAAUGUUUUCUUUCAUCUCUGAACAUGGCAAUUAUGGAGGCAGAAAGCUGGGGUUGAUGCUGAGAGUAAUGCACAUCAAGGCCCAAACUUACUCACAGGAUGGACUUAGUAUCUCUUAAAGUGUUGUGGUUUUUUCAUUUCUCUCAAUAAUAUGGUUUGUCUUAAAAUAGCAACUAUUACCUAUGCAAUGGAAUUCAAAUUUUGUGCCAGCUGCAGUAUCUGGACUUUUUUACAAACAUUGCCUUUUACAACUGUAUAUAGAUACAGACCAAUGUAGAUGUACACAGCCUGAGACACACACCACCACCCCGCCCCCAAUAUUCGGGAGGUGGCAGUCACAAAUGGAAACAACACAGAGUCAUGGAAUAGUUUGGUUUGGAAGGGAUCUUUAAAGGUCAUCUAGUCCAACUCCUUGCAAUGAUCGGGGACACCUUCAGCUAGAUCAGGUUUCUCAGAGCCCCAUCCAACCUGAUCAUUAAUUUCUCCAGGGAUGGGACAUCUACCACCUCUCUGGUCAACAUGUUCCAGUCUUUCACCACCCUCACUGUAAAAAAUUUCUUCCUUCUAUCUCAUCUGAAUCUUCCUUCUUUCAAUUUAAAACCCUUACCCCUUUUCCUGUUGCAACAGGUCCUGCUAAAAGGUUUGUUCCCGUCUUUCUAAUAAGCCUGUCUUAACUACUGAAAGGCUGCAGUAAACUCUACUCAAAGCCUUAGAGAAGGCUCCAGUCUGAAUAAUCCCAGCUCUCAGCCUGUCCUCAUAGGAGAGAUGUUCCAUCUCUCUGAUCAUUUUUGUGGCACUCUUCUGGACCCACUCCAACAGGUCCAUAUCUUUCCUGUGCUGAGGGCUCCAGAGCUGGAUACAGUACUCCAGGUGAGGUCUCACCAGAGCAGAGUAGAGAGGCAAAAUCACUUCCCUUGACCUGCUGGCCACACUUCUUUUGAUGCAGCCUAGGAUAAAGUUGGCCAUCUGGGCUGCGAGUGCACAUUGCUGACUUGCAUCUGGCUUUUCAUGCACCGAUACCCCAAAGUCCUUGGGACGUCUGCUCUCAAUCCCUUCGUCCCCCAGCUGAUAUUGAUACUGGGGGUGACCCUGACCCAUGUCCCUCUACACGGCAACUUUUCCCUCAAGCAUGUCAGCCACACCACUCAGCUUGGUGUCAUCUGCUAACUUGCUGAGGGUGCACUCAAUCCUUCUGUCUGUGUCACUGAUGAAGUUAUUGAACAGUACUGGUCCCAAUAUGGACACCUGAGGGACACCACUUACCACUUGUCAAUUAUCUCCAUCUGGACAUUGAGCUAUUGACCACUACCCUCUGGAUGUGACCAUCCAACCAAUUCCUCGUCCACCAAACAGUCCACCCAUCAAAUCCUUAUCUCUACAAUUUAGAGAGAAGGAUGUUGCAGGGGGCGUCACUCCCCUUCCUCGUCCAAGUAGUAUCAGUAAAAUCUUUCUCUCAAGGUGAAGCUGACUUAUGCCACAUUAUAGGGAAAACUUAUGCUUUAAACACUUUUGAAUGCUUCUUCUAAAGGUCUUUUCUUCCCCGUAUUCUUCAGCUUACAAAGCCAAGUUGCCGCAGUUCCCAUGUAGAGGCUGCCAUUGAAACUUUACAGCCUGUAAAACUAAGCCAAAUGAACUACACUUUAAUGAGGGUGUCAUGAAUUUAAGGCAACAUAUCUUACAAUCAUAGCUGUUAAAUGCAACAAUUUCUGCAUAAGCAUGAGACAUACAGCAAACUUACAUCAAUUGAAAGCCUAGACUCUUAGCUCCCCAUGAGGUAAAGCUGUCUACUCCUAAUAGUUUCAGAAGUGUAACUUUAAGCUUCUGCAUUGCAAAGUACUGCCUAAAGUAAAUACGAUUCUCAUAAACCAGAGGUUGGGUGGCCCUCUGAUGCCAGCUCAUAUGGAAAGGAUGGUUGCACAGCAUCAGGGAUGCACCAGCUCACUGCAGAGAUCAAAGCAUUUGUAUCACUAAAUACUGAUAGAAGGAGAUGAUGAUCAUACAGACAGGUGCUAUUUCUCAAAUCCACUGAUGAGUGACAUACCUUGCUUAAUUCUGAUGUCCUCAGUGUCUUUGUUUUGUUACUCCACAGGCUUUUGCAUUGGUGACACCCAGCAGUUUUUGGAGAACAAGACUGGCUGUUGCUAGCUAUUACAUGAUCUGAAACAGGUUUCCAAAUAACUAUGGCAAACAAAACUGUGAAUGAUUUGUCAAUGCAAAGUUAAUAAUCUUUAUCUCUUGCAUUUAUUGUGUGCUCAUCCCAGGGUUAUCUGAGCUUCCAUGCCUGCUCUUGGAAAUAAUAAACCAUUUUAUUAUUGUCUUUAUCUUUUCUUCUUCUCCUUCUCAAGCAAGCUUUCAAAAGAAAAAAAAAAAAGAAAAAGAAAAAAAAAAAAGAAAAAGAAAAAUCAUGUUCCCUUGAAAACGUAGCACCCUUUUCCUAAUCUCAUUGAAGUCAAUAUGGAUUUUGCCACCAGCCUCACUGACAGCAGACUUGUGCUCACUUGUGCAACAUUUUGAAGCUCACAAAGGGCAUGAUGAUUCUGCAAAGAUUGAAUGGGCUGAAAAUGAAAUAGUGACAUUCAUCUGCAAUAUUUCAAACCACCUUCAAACCCCUUCUGGACAGAAAAUAAAACACAACCCAAACUAUCUUACUUUGAGUGGUCCUACCUAAGUAUUGAGCAAACUUUAUAAUAAUGGUAAUAAAAUGGUGCUUGAGGCAGUUUCAGCUAUAUUACAUAUUCUCUGUAUACUAUAGAUAUGGAUGUAUUCACCCUCUAUAUUGUAUAUGUAUGUGUGUGAGUAUUUACAUGUAGCACACAUACAUAUAUGUUUUAUGUAUGCAUAGAUACUAACUUUUCUAAGUUUUACUUCUUCCCCUCACAUAGCUGAAACUGCUGGUUACUAACAUCCACGUCAUAUUCUAUGUAUGAAGGAUAUAAUUUAUUUGUAAACUCAGGAUGUUCUUGUUUUAUAGAGUUGCUUGUAUUUUAUAAUUUAUUUACACAUCAUGGUUGGAAAUGCUUAUCUAAGUGCUAUGCAUUGAAGUGUAUGUUUGCUAAAUCCAUUUCACUCUGUCCGUGGCUAUGUUCUUUCUCAUUAUAACAGUGGUAUAAAAUAGGGCUAAGGAGGGGACAAACUGAUGGAUACACAACUUAUGCUGGUCCCACCAGUGAGUAAUUCCAGAAGAGGAUGUAUCAGUAGUGGAUAUAUAUAUUUUAUCAACUAAAUUUUAUGGGGAAAAAAAAGCAAAAGAAAGAACAACAUGAGGACUAGUUCCAAAUGUGGAAAGUCACAGCCAUUACCAAGUUGGUCAAAAACCGCAUUGAGCCUUUUGCCAUUAAAAUUGUACAGUUUAUUGUUUGCUGGCUAAAAAAUAUCCCUUUUGUGGUAUCUGAGGUGUGAAACAUUGUCAAAAAUAUGAUGUCUGGAAAAAAAAAUCAAACUAUAGUGGCAUUAAAUGUUUACUUUUAUCUUA